GUUUUUGUAUCUGUUAGAUGGAAAAAGUAUCGUCCUUUUUAAUCUCUCUUCUGACAGAAAUACUGCCCCUUUACCUUCUUCUUCUUCACAAAGCCCACCCAAAAGACUCAGCCUAGCCCUCUUUCCCUUUUCCCCCAAGAUUCUUCCUUCAACUGCAGUAUUGCCCAACCCAGAUGGCUUAAUUUCUGCACUUUCCAGAGAUGACCCAUCUUCUCUUUUGUCACCGCAUCAACAAUCCGCAGAAAAUCUCGAGUAUUCAAGCUUGUGAUGAGCAGCAAUAAUGGGGAGAGGAGCUAACUCAUCAAGGAUAGGCCUCAGGCACUCCGGCGGAGAGAUCAUUCAGGUUCACGGCGGACACAUUAUCAGGUCUAUUGGCCGCAAGGACCGUCAUAGCAAGGUCUGUACUUCAAAAGGCCCCAAGGACCGCCGCGUCCGCCUCUCUGCCCACACCGCAAUUCAGUUCUAUGACGUGCAGGAUCGCCUCGGAUAUGACCGCCCGAGUAAAGCUGUUGACUGGCUCAUCAAAAAGGCGAAGGCUGCCAUCGAUCAGCUGGGUGAGCUUCCAACUUGGCUCCCAACUGUCUCAGGGAACUCUAGUUUUAACCAGGAGAAGCUGACAGAAGAAGAAGACCAAACUCAGACUCAGCCUCAGCCGCAGGAGGAGUUCGUGGGUCAAGACGGGGGAAGAAGGGCGACGGCUAGUAUAUUAGGCGGUGAAAGCUCAUAUCAGCAGCUGAAAAUGGGUGGCAACAAUUCGGGCAUCUUGCCCCCGUCGAUGCACGCCGCCGACCCUAUUCAGUUGUUCUUCCCGGUAGGUGUUUCUUCAGAGCCUAAUUCGUCAACUAUGCAGUUUCAAAAUUUCUCGCAGCAAGGUAUACUGUCGAGAACCUGUAGUCAGAGCCAAGAUCUGAGACUAUCUCUUCAAUCUUUCCAACAUCCGAUUCAUCAUCAUCAACAACAUCACGACCCGUCGCUACAAGAUCAUCAUCACCCAGAACAAACCCUGUACUCUGGAACCACUCAGCUGGUUUUCGAUCCUUCUUCCUCCAGUGGAUGGCCAGAUGAGCAUACGACAGAAACUGGUGGGUUCAUCUUCAGCACGCCGAGGAUGCUGCAGCCGUUGUUUAGCCAGAAUCAGAUAUUUUCACAGGGGGGACCCCUUCAGUCCAGUAACACCCAGACAGUUCGUGGUUGGAUAGACCCAUCUCCAUCAUCAUCAGACCACCAAAGUCAUCAUAUCCAUCAAUCUCCAUUUGCAGGUAUGGGAUUCGCCUCUGCCGGUGGAAUCUCGGGUUUUGACUUUCCAUCACGAAUUCAGGGUGAAGAGGAGGAGGAGCACGACCACCGCAUCUCGGACAAGCCAUCAUCUGCUUCCUCCGACUCUCAACAUAAUAAUAAUAUUAUGGAUUGAACUCAGCACCAAUACCAUUAAUCUCUUUUCUCUCUUGGGGUUGGGGAAGAAGAAUUGUGAGUUGUGUGCUUGCUUCAUUCAUGUUGUAGUUUGUAACUCUCUUUUUGUAUGUUGUGGUUGGUUAAACAUGAUUGAUUGGUCUUCUCAAACAAACCAUGGAUGGAAUAAGCAGGAUGAUGAUGCUCCCUCCCUCCCGUCCAAUCAGUCUGUUUCCAUGUAACAACAAAGUAGAUUUCUUUCUUGAUGUUGAUGAAACUUUGAGCUUGGGCUCCACUAUCAUUCUACUAAUAUUAUAUAAUUAACAACUUUUUUCUGGCU
Impatiens glandulifera is the source of this 1729-nucleotide messenger RNA. Its product is annotated as transcription factor TCP4-like. Gene Ontology annotation, biological process: regulation of secondary shoot formation. The record is from RefSeq and is a predicted model, not a curated record. Lineage: Eukaryota; Viridiplantae; Streptophyta; Magnoliopsida; Ericales; Balsaminaceae. Gene Ontology annotation, cellular component: nucleus. Gene Ontology annotation, molecular function: sequence-specific DNA binding; DNA-binding transcription factor activity. The coding region runs from base 281 to 1411 and encodes 376 amino acids. The transcript has a single exon.